CUGCUCUUGGCUAUAAAACUCACGCAAUCUUACCCAAGCGUUCUCAGUUUUAGUUCAGACCGCUUGCGGACCGGUCACGUUCGAUCCGUUGGGAAAUAACGACGGAGACACAUCGCAGAUACUCGCAACGCGAGAAAGUUGAUCACAAAAUGAGACUGUUACUGGUAGCCCUGCUGGCUACUUUUGCGCUGUCGCAAGCUUUGGUUAAGGAGGAGAUUCAGGCCAAGGAGUACUUGGAGAAUCUGAACAAGGAGCUGGCCAAGAGGACCAAUGUCGAAAUCGAGGCUGGCUGGGCUUAUGGCUCAAACAUCACCGAUGAGAACGAGAAGAAAAAGAACGAGAUCUCCGCGGAGUUGGCCAAGUUCAUGAAGGAGGUGGCCAGUGACACCGCAAAGUUCCAGUGGCGCAGCUUCCAGUCGGAGGAUAUCAAGCGUCAGUUCAAAUUUCUGACCAAACUGGGAUAUGCCGCUCUCCCAGAAGCCGAUUACGCGGAGUUUCUGGAGACAGUCUCUGCCAUGGAAUCGAAUUUCGCCAAGGUGAAGGUCUGCGACUACAAGGAUAGCACCAAGUGCGAUUUGGCCCUAGAACCGGAGAUCGAGGAGGUCAUCAGCAAGAGUCGCGACCAUGAGGAGCUCGCCUACUACUGGCGCGAAUUCUACGACAAGGCCGGAACCGCCGUGCGAUCCCAAUUCGAGCGGUACGUGGAGCUCAACACCAAGGCGGCCAAACUGAAUAAUUUCACCUCUGGCGCCGAAGCUUGGCUGGAUGAGUACGAGGAUGCGACCUUCGAGCAGCAAUUGGAGGACAUUUUCGCCGAGAUCCGUCCUCUUUAUCAGCAGAUCCACGGCUAUGUGCGAUACCGUCUUCGCAAGUAUUAUGGAGAUUCCGUGGUUUCCGAAACUGGACCCAUUCCCAUGCACCUUUUGGGUAACAUGUGGGCCCAGCAGUGGUCCGAGAUUGCUGACAUUGUAUCCCCCUUCCCCGAAAAGCCGGUGGUUGAUGUGAGCGAAGAGAUGGAGAAGCAGGGUAUUACUGCUCUGAAAAUGUUCCAAAUGGGAGAUGACUUCUUCACCUCCAUGAACCUCACUAAGCUGCCACAGGAGUUCUGGGACAAGUCGAUUAUUGAGAAGCCCACUGAUGGUCGGGAUCUGGUUUGCCAUGCGAGUGCCUGGGACUUUUAUCUGACUGACGAUGUGCGCAUCAAGCAGUGCACUCGGGUUACCCAGGAUCAGCUCUUCACCGUCCACCAUGAACUGGGUCACAUUCAGUAUUUCCUUCAGUAUCAGCACCUGCCGUUCGUCUAUCGCGCUGGUGCCAAUCCCGGUUUCCAUGAGGCCGUCGGCGAUGUCCUUUCCCUCUCCGUUUCCACUCCCAAGCAUCUGCAGAAGAUCGGUCUGCUGAAGGAUUAUGUUCAGGAUGACGAGGCCCGCAUUAACCAGCUGUUCUUGACCGCUCUGGAUAAGAUUGUGUUCCUGCCUUUUGCCUUCACCAUGGACAAGUACCGCUGGGCUCUGUUCCGCGGUGAAGUGGAGAAGGCCAACUGGAACUGCGCCUUCUGGAAGCUGAGGGAGGAGUACUCCGGAAUCGAGCCACCAGUUGUGCGAAGCGAAAAGGACUUUGAUGCCCCGGCUAAAUAUCACAUUUCCGCGGAUGUGGAGUACCUGAGAUACCUGGUCUCCUUCAUCAUCCAGUUCCAGUUCUACAAGUCCGCUUGCAUUAAGGCUGGUCAGUAUGAUGCCAACAAUGCUGAGUUGCCUCUGGAUAAUUGUGAUAUCUAUGGCAGUGCUGCCGCUGGUGCUGCUUUCCACAAUAUGCUAUCCUUGGGCGCCUCGAAGCCCUGGCCCGAUGCACUGGAAGCCUUCAAUGGAGAACGCACCAUGACCGGAAAAGCCAUUGCCGAAUACUUUGAGCCACUGCGCGUUUGGUUAGAGGCCGAGAACAUCAAGAACAAUGUCCACAUUGGCUGGACUGCUUCAGAUAAAUGUGUGUCUUCUUGAAUGAAAAGAUCCAGGUGUUCUUACACAGUUCUUUGAUCAAUAAAGUUUCACAAUGCCUUACUGGUUUUAAAAUA
This is a messenger RNA of Drosophila ficusphila, 2071 nucleotides long. Its product is annotated as angiotensin-converting enzyme. The record is from RefSeq and is a predicted model, not a curated record. Gene Ontology annotation, biological process: proteolysis. Gene Ontology annotation, cellular component: plasma membrane. Gene Ontology annotation, molecular function: metallopeptidase activity; peptidyl-dipeptidase activity. The transcript is spliced from 8 exons. Bases 150 to 1997 code for a protein of 615 amino acids. NCBI's taxonomy places the organism in Eukaryota, Metazoa, Arthropoda, Insecta, Diptera, Drosophilidae.